Megalobrama amblycephala (Wuchang bream) is the source of this 2173-nucleotide messenger RNA. It is a transcript of the gene bbc3, whose product is annotated as BCL2 binding component 3. The transcript is spliced from 4 exons. Gene Ontology annotation, cellular component: mitochondrion. Gene Ontology annotation, biological process: intrinsic apoptotic signaling pathway; positive regulation of apoptotic process; positive regulation of release of cytochrome c from mitochondria. The record is from RefSeq and is a predicted model, not a curated record. Bases 276 to 827 code for a protein of 183 amino acids. Lineage: Eukaryota; Metazoa; Chordata; Actinopteri; Cypriniformes; Xenocyprididae.
GACUCUCAAAGAGGGUGUGGCCUAAAGCGAGCACUUCGCGGGAGUGAAAGCAACUUGCUGUCAUCAUAACGCUACAGUUUACAACCUCAAGAGCACACGACUAAUUACGAAUCCCAUGAAUUGACAGCGUUUUUCUUUCCGACAGUUUGUGGAAUAACAUGAACGGACAUUUCACGAAGUGAUUUUGAAGCACGACACAUAUCUGGUGUCAGAGCAUAACAGCCCUGGAAAAACAUCUACUGACUAACAACGCAUUUUUGAAGGCUGUAACUGGUAUGGCCCGACCAGAGAUGGAAAGCAGGGUGGAUGAUCGCAACUCCGGAGCACCAAACAGCUGCAGGAUGGAGGUGUUGCGUCAGGACGCCUGGCCGAGCGGCAGCAUCAUCCAGCCCUGCCACCGACACCGAACCAUUGCCACGCAGACCAGCACUGUCUCCGCACCACUACCCCACGUCCCCACACAAGAUGCCUUCAGCUCAGACAGUGUCCAGCAGCAGGACAGUCUACUCAGGGAUAAUACAGGUACAGAACAGGAACUCUCCAGCCCCAGAGAGAGACUGCUUCCCCUGCCGGAUUUGGUAGGAGACCACUCAAGCUCCUCAGAAGACUCAUCCGGCAGCUCUACCAGUGAGGACAAUCCCAGCUUGGAGGAACAAACAGUGGAGCGUGUGGCCUUGAAGCUGAGGACAAUCGGGGACGAGAUGAAUGCAGUUUUUCUUCAGAGGAAUGCUGCCCCACGCUGGCACAACUGGAGAGGCCUGUACCACGGGCUUGUCACUUUCGUCGCCGACACCAUCAACGCUUUCUACCAGCACGGGCUCAGAUAAACAGACGGGUUACGUCACAGGAGGAGUGCAGGCGCUCUCCUGCCGACCACUUAAAGACUCUGGGACUUUUCUGCAGGAUCAGAUGUCAUGUUUGGUUCUUAAUCUGUGUUUGUUUGUUUCUUUUUUUUUCAUGAAUUCUCAUGUAGCAUAGUGACUGAAGCGUGUGUCCCGGUAUAGACGUCAGUAGGGAAAGCGUGGCUCUCGGCGUGUUUGCAUACUCCUUUGCAACUUUAAUUGCAAUGCUGAGAAGUUACAUUAAACCGGCUCACUCUCUAACAAACAGAGUGAUUAGAUCUGCAUAGCGCCUCGGGCCCAGAAGUGCAUUAUGUGUCAUGGGUUUUCCUCUCAGUUGCCUUACAGGAGCAAUAACUGCGCUGCACUAUCAGUCACCAGUGGCGCAGGGCGCGCACCCGCACACCAUUAAUGGAAAACGGGCGAUAAUUAUCGAGAUAAUGGAAUGCUCAUGUACUAUAUUGAUGGAGCACAGUUGGAUCGUGCCUUGCUAACACCCUUCCUUUACUAAAGCCAUCGGGGACAAUCAGCAGAUGGUGUGCGGGUAAACCGACCCUGUUGCCCCCUACCUGAAUCUACACUUCGGGACACAAAUUUGCCACUUGAUUCAAAAAUUGGUCACCUCCAAUGGAGGUACGGGAGUGAGGCUGGAAGCCUUGUGGGAAAGCCAGACCACUAGUUAUCAAAAUGGCUGGAGAGCAGUGUUAAUAUUUGUAUGGAUUAAGCAUGUACAUAUGUUGUGAGAAAAAAGGACAGGAUUAGAAUAAACAGGGAGUUUUGUUUUCUUAUGUGUUUUGUAUAUUUUGAUGAAAUGACCUUAAAGUACUUAACAUUAAGUUCCUUUUUUCGGUUUCAUAUUUGUUUUGUUCUGGAAACAUUUUUUUGGACCAACACUGGAAGCAGUUGUUCUAAAAUCCAGUGGAUUUCUACUUUUAUUUAGGAGCCCUGUAAAACAUAAGUGAAAAUCCCCAUAAAAUGUACUUUUCAUAGAGAAUUCUCAAAUAAAUAAAUAUUUGAGAAGCACAAGCUAAUUUAUUUUGUAUGUCCAUCAUUUGUACUUUUGAUGAUUUGUUAUUGAUAAAAAUAUUCAUUUUCUGCAAUGAUCAAGUGGAUUAAAUAAGCAUGGAGAUAUAUGCAUUAUUGUUGUGUUCUAUGGACCAAAUAUCUCUCUGAAGGUUGUGAGAAAAAUCCAUUUGUAUUUUCUGCUGUAACUUAUUUGUAUACAAAAAGGACUAAACUGAGCCAAACUUCAAUCAUACUUGAACAAGUUUGUUCUCUAUAGCCCUCUUCGGGCGGCAUUUCUUUCUCAUGGGAACGUAAGCUAUUUUCAGCAU